UCACAAUCAUUCCCAGACUUUGGCUUCUGGACGAAUGACUAAGGACGGAAGGAUGUACUGAAAGUUGUUUUCGGACGUUACGGGCAAAAAAAAACGACGUGAUAUUUGCUUCCUUGUUCACCCCUUGAAAACACACCCGUUUGGACUCUACCGAUUUACCGCAAUAAGAAAGGAUGUAUCGAAACUUUGGGAGCCAGGGGAGAGGCAACCCGGCGUACACAGGCACUGUCUCUGGGACGAACUCUGUAACUUUGGGAAGCACCACCGCUUCAACUACACAGCAGGAACAGAAAUUAACAAUGGCUGGCAGCAGUCAGUUUGUACCAAGCCUCAAUGCCAUUACAACCAACCAGGACCUCCAGUGGCUGGUCCAGCCCUCUCUCAUGCAUCCACCAGGUCCUUCAAGAUCUCCAGUCCCUCCUUACCCAACCCUCUCAGGGGCACGGCCACUGGGUCCACAACCGUCACACUCCCAUCUUCUCAGACCAGGGGUCAUAAGAGCAGCUGCAAACACCGCUGUUUCAACCAGGCGUCGGAAUGAUGAACACUUAUCCCAGGAAGAGAUGGAGAGACGUCGAGUAAGGAGGGAGCGGAAUAAACUCGCAGCAGCGAAAUGUCGCAAUCGCCGCCGGGAGCUGACAGAAACACUGCAAAAUGAGACUGACCAGCUGGAAGAUGAGAAGUCACGUUUACAGAAGGAAAUAGCUCAGUUACAAAAGGAGAAAGAGAAGCUCGAGCUGGUCCUGGAGGCUCACCGUCCCAUUUGUAAAAGAGAGGACUCUGAUUCAGAUUCUGACCCAAAUCCAUCAGUUUCCUCUUUAGGAGGCAUCAAAAUCGAGCCCGAGGACUCCAGGAGACCUGGACCCUCAACUAAACUACCUACAAAGAUGGAGAAGCCCAAACCAAAGAUCAUGAUCCCCAGCAAGUCUGUGACAUCUUCUGCCUCUGCUGUUGUCACCGAAUCGGAGUCACUCCACACCCCGGUUCUCAUAUCUACUCCCUCUCUCACACCCUUCACAGCUGGUAUGGUUUUCACCUAUCCGUCUGCCCCGUUAGACACCAGCACAUCCCAUGCUACAUCCCAUCAGGGAAAUGUCCCGCAGUCCAGCGCCCCAGAGCCCUGUGGCAUAGCUCAUCGCCGCAGCAGCAGCAGCGGUGACCAAUCGGAUCACUCCCUGCACUCCCCGACGAUCCUCACUCUGUGAUCAGCAGCCCCGACAUCCCGACUAUACACUGAUGUUCAUUUUGAUUUAAGUCAAAGUGUGCGUGCGACAAAAAAGAUCUCUGGGAAAUAUGAUGGAAAUGAUGAUUGUGAUAACCAUUUCAAAAUGCGUUACGUGCAUCUGCUUCAUUUCAUCCAUUUGGAAAGCUGAGUUUGUAUUUAGACCUGCAAAUUAGUGGCAUUAUCAGGAUAUGAAUGUUACACUCUUUUUUUUUUAGUUUUGAUAUAAAGUCUUUAUAUUUCUCAUUUUAAGAACUAUCUGGUAUGAGAAUGAGCACGUUUGAGUUUUAUUGUGAAAGCAUUGCAUGCACAAUGUAUUCUCUAAAGAAUUAUACAAGCUUUCUAGAGAUUACUGUCAUAACUACAUCUUAUAAUAUAUAAUAUAUUAAUACUGAUAAUUCAGAAUAAUGUUGCAUUUAAUGAUUUGUUACAUGGUCACAUAAUGUUAUGUAACACUUUAUGAACAUCCUCACCAAGGGAAAAAAAUGCUUAAAAAUAAAUGGCUCUUAUUUUUGUAUGAACCUUUUAAGAAUCCUAAAUAUCCUAUGCAAAUUAUUGACCACUAAGGCUGGGCCGGAGGAGUUAAUAUAGAGUAUAUAAUCAUGUAUUUAUUUUAGAGUGUAACAGAGAGAGUGUAAUAUAUUUUUGAUAAUGUUUUUCUGACAAACCGAACUGUUUUGGUGGGCAGUGCCUUACUUUUUUAUCAAUAAAGAACAGCGGUUCACAUGUGCAAAAA
Molecule: messenger RNA, 1958 nt
Organism: Scatophagus argus
Lineage: Eukaryota; Metazoa; Chordata; Actinopteri; Scatophagidae
Gene: fosl1a
Product: FOS like 1, AP-1 transcription factor subunit a
Exons: 5
Coding region: 174-1205 (343 amino acids)
Biological process (GO): regulation of transcription by RNA polymerase II
Cellular component (GO): nucleus
Molecular function (GO): RNA polymerase II cis-regulatory region sequence-specific DNA binding; DNA-binding transcription factor activity, RNA polymerase II-specific
Source: RefSeq, a predicted model, not a curated record